UUACUUGUGUCAGACUCUCUGCUAGAGGAGCUGGGAGGAGGAGACGGGGGAAGGAGGAGCGAAGCCGUUCAGUGUGUGUUCUCUACGGCUGCCUCAUCCGGCAUCCGCCACUGAGAGAUGGAGAAAGUGAGAGAGUUGGAGUGAGCCGGGCACUGAUGUGCUCUGAGCGGCAGAGUGAGGGAACGCGCAUCGGGGUUGAGACACAGCGACCGAAACAGUGUCUAUAGGCUGAAUUUAACACUUGCAUCAGUUCAAUACAGAAGAAAGAGCGUAGAAAGAAGCAGACUACACCGACCUUUUGUACGAAAUCAGCGCUCCUAACUUUGAAGGACUGCAGUGAGCGCGCAUCAUUGCCUCAGUAACCAGCACAUUACUGAUGAGAUCCUGCCCGACUCAGGCGAUGCGCUCCGGGAUGCUUCUGCUGCCGCUGAUCUGCGGGCUGCUCGGGCUCGGAGGCGGCGUUGUGUUUAUCCAGCAGCCGCAUGACCUGGUGGUAGUGGCCGGGCAACCCGUGACCCUGCCCUGCUCCAUCACUGGAUAUCAUGGCAUGGUGCUGUGGGUCAAAGACGGCCUCGCUCUAGGGGUCAACCGCGACCUGUCAGGUUAUCCACGCUAUGACGUGAUUGGGGACCACAGCAAAGGAGAAUACCACCUCCUGAUCCAGAGGACAGAACUGAUCGAUGACGGCAGCUUCGAGUGUCAAGCCAUCCAGGCUGCGAGUCGAUCUCGACCGGCUCGGCUCACCGUUCUGGUUCCUCCGGAUGACCCCGUGAUAAUCGGAGCGCCUGUGGUGAGCUUGCGUGCGGGGAACUCGCUAAACCUCACCUGUCACGCUGACAACGCCAAACCGGCCGCCUCCAUCAUCUGGAUCCGCAACGGAGAGGUCCUGAACGGAGCGGCGUACACCAAGACGCUGUUGCGAGACGGCAGAAGAGAGAGCACGGUGAGCACGCUCCACGUCUCCGCCUCCAACAUCGCGAGCGGCCAGCGGAUCACCUGCCGCGCCUCCAACAAAGCGGCGCCCAACGGCAAGGAGGCCACGGUCACCAUCGACAUCCAGCAUUUCCCGCUGGUGAACCUCUCUGUGGAGCCGCAGCCGGUUCUGGAAGGCAAUCUGGUCAAGUUCUAUUGUUCUGCUAAAGCCAAUCCCCCUGUCACUCAUUACAGAUGGGCGAAGGGAGGAAACCUGAUCACAGAGGUGACGGGAGACACGUAUGAGGUUCUGGUGGAUCAUUCGUUCUUCACUGAGCCCGUGUCCUGUGCGGUCACCAAUGCCCUGGGCAGCACCAACAUCAGCCGCAAUGUGGACGUGUACUUCGGGCCUCGUCUGGCCGCCGACCCCCAGAGCCUGCAGGUGGACCGCGGUUCUGACGCCGUGUUCAGCUGCGCUUGGAUUGGAAACCCUUCUCUCACCAUCGUCUGGAUGAAAAGGGGCCAUGGAGUCGUGCUGAGUAACGAGAACACCUUGACACUGAAGGCCGUGAGACAGGAGGAUGCUGGGAAAUACGUGUGUCGCGCUGUGGUGCCGCGAGUGGGAGUGGGAGAGAAGGAGGUCAUGCUUACUGUCAACGGACCUCCCAGCAUCUCCAGCACACAGACGCAGCAGGCGCUGUACGGGGAGAAGGGCCAGAUCAAGUGCUUCAUCCGCAGCACCCCCCCUCCCGACCGCAUCGCAUGGUCGUGGAAAGAAACCGUGCUGGAGUCUGGAACGUCGGGCCGGUACACCGUGGAGACGGUCAGCACAGAGGAAGGGGUCAUCUCCACCCUCACCAUGAGCAACAUCGUCCCUGCGGACUUCCAGACCAUCUACAACUGCACCGCCUGGAACAGCUUCGGCUCCGACACCGAGAUCAUCCGCCUCAGAGAGCAAGGGUCUCUGCGCUUGGCCGUCAUCAUCGGGGUCGCAGUGGGAGCGUUCCUGGCUCUCGUCGUCCUCAUCGGGACCCUGGGGGCGUUCUGCUGCGCUCGAGUGCAGAGGAAGGACAUGCACCUGGUGAUGUCAUCACUCCCAGUGUCACUCUCCUCUCGGCAGCGAGAGCUCUCCGGCCCUUUAAAAGGCGAAAAUCUCAAAGGGGUCGUGUCGGCUAAAAAUGACAUUCGCGUGGAGAUUGUCCAUAAGGACCAUAAUGCCGCCAGAGAGCCGGAAGAACACAGCAACAUGAAGCAAAUGAUGAUGGAGAGAUCGGAGUUUCAGCAAGAGUCGGUGUUGAAACAGUUGGAGGUCCUGCAGGAGGAGGAGAGGGAGCUGCAGCACAUUAAGGAUCCAACCAACGGAUACUACAGCGUGAACACCUUCAAAGAGCAGCCGACCCCGACCAUUUCUCUGACGGCCAACCAGAACGCGGAGGUCCGAAACCCGGCCACGGCGACCCUCGGGAAGCACCGCGUCCCCACCGGCAUGUCUUACACCAACAUUUACAACACGCUGGGCGCCGGCCCCAACCGCCUGUACGACUACAGCCAGCGCUUCGUGCUGGGCAUGGGCAGCAGCUCCAUCGAACUGUGCGAGCGCGAGUACCAGCGGGCAUCCCUGAGCGACUCCAGCUCGUUCCAGGACACGCAGUGCGACAGCAGCGUCAGCAGCUACAGCAAGCAGGAGGGCUACGCGCACUUCGACAAAGCUAGCAAAGCCUCCGUGUCGUCGUCGUCCCACUACUCGCAGUCGUCGUCCCAAAACUCAGACCUGACCCGACCGCUGCAGAAACGCAUGCAGACGCACGUUUAACGCGACGCUGACGCCUGUGCUUCAUGCGUCACUCGUGGACAUAUCCUGGAAAGACUAAACCGACACGCCAAGCUAAUGUUUCUGUAUAUUUUGGAAAGUCACGUGUUUUUUAGAUCUUCCUUUGUGGAAGCGCCCUUGGAUGUGGUCCUACAACAUGACAAUCAGGAGUCGCCACCAAAACUCCAGGCUCGUGUUCGCUUCUCUAACGGAGGGAGCCAAACCUGCCCAAAGCACAAGGAUGUCUGUUAACGAGGAUGAACGAUCCUCCUGAAAAUGAUCAUCUGUGCUUUUCUAAAGACUGUAAGAUAGAUAUCACUUGUGUGCACUAAACUGUUUUUUAAUUACAUCUCUCUCCGCGGUCUCUCUGAUUUGAUGCCGUGUUGUUUUGUCCCGAUGCGAUGUGAAACUGCAUGUGUGUGCGGAGACUGAGUUCUUCAGGACAGUGUUUACAUGACGGAGACCAGAAUGUAAAUCCUCCUCCUCUUUUUUUCGUAUACGUGAGCUGAUCGUUUCAGCGCUUCAUGGUUAAUAAGUGCGUUUGCAUAUGUACACGUCCUGUGAAUUCAAACGCUCCGUUGUUAAAGCUUCUUUUGGACCUCGACAGUGUGUUUGUUGGUGUUGUUUUGCUCAUUCACGACUGAACUCCUCAUUUCCACACGUGUUUCUGAUGUUCUGCUUAUUUUAAGGCUGUGAUAUGUUUAAGCUCACUGUUUUAAGUAAGCUUCCCUUCCUGAAUCUGGCGAAUCGUUUACGUUGCUGAACUGAUGCAGGAAGUGCCUCCCGCCGUCGGAUGAGCUGCAGAACGACGUGCGCAUCAGAGCAAUUACACUGAUCAAAUAAUCAUGAUUACAAAAUAAGUGUUGAAUAAAACAGUGUGUUCGAGCGAUGUUCUGUGGUCAUUAAAGCUGAGGUGGCGGCCCAUGUUUUCUCUUU
Messenger RNA from Pimephales promelas (fathead minnow), 3658 nucleotides. RefSeq names its product kirre like nephrin family adhesion molecule 3a (gene kirrel3a). Gene Ontology annotation, cellular component: plasma membrane; cell-cell junction. NCBI's taxonomy places the organism in Eukaryota, Metazoa, Chordata, Actinopteri, Cypriniformes, Leuciscidae. Gene Ontology annotation, biological process: synapse assembly; cell-cell adhesion. Gene Ontology annotation, molecular function: cell adhesion molecule binding. The record is from RefSeq and is a predicted model, not a curated record.